Cucurbita moschata (crookneck pumpkin) is the source of this 3958-nucleotide messenger RNA. RefSeq names its product receptor-like protein kinase 2. Gene Ontology annotation, biological process: protein phosphorylation. Lineage: Eukaryota; Viridiplantae; Streptophyta; Magnoliopsida; Cucurbitales; Cucurbitaceae. Bases 195 to 3572 code for a protein of 1125 amino acids. Gene Ontology annotation, molecular function: protein kinase activity; protein binding; ATP binding. Gene Ontology annotation, cellular component: plasma membrane. The record is from RefSeq and is a predicted model, not a curated record. The transcript is spliced from 2 exons.
UAUGUUUUUGUUGGUGGGUUUGCUUUUUAUUUGGUUAGAACCAAAUCCUAGGCAUUUGUACACUCUUAUUUGAGCUGGAGUCCAUGUCAAGGAAGAGCAAACACUCUCAAAAACUCACAUUCCCAUAAGGAGAGAGAGUUUUGAAACCCCUAAAUUAUGCAAACCCAAGAAGAAAAGUUUGGAAUUUGAGGCAAAUGUCCACCAAAUUCCUCUUCUUCCCCUUCUUCUUCUUCUUCUCUCUCUCCUCUUGUGCUGCAACUACCCAUGAAGAAGCUUCAAUUCUUCUCUCAUGGCUUCACACUUCCUCUUCCCCUGUUUCCCCUGUUUUGUCCGAUUGGAAUGUCCGUGACUCAACGCCCUGUAACUGGACCUCCAUUACUUGUUCUCCUCAAGGCUUUGUCACUCAAAUCAACAUCAUUUCAAUCCCUCUUCAUCUCCCUUUCCCUUCAAAUCUCUCCUCUUUUCACUCCCUUCAAAGGCUGGUAAUUUCUGAUGCUAAUCUCACCGGCCCCAUUCCUUCCGACAUUGGUGAUUGCACUGAGCUCACACUCAUUGAUUUGAGCUCAAACAACCUUGUCGGAACAAUCCCAACAACCAUUGGAAAGCUCGAGAAGCUUGAGGAUUUGAUCUUGAACUCCAACCAGUUGGCUGGGAAAAUCCCAUUUGAGCUUACCAAUUGUAAGUCCCUCAAGAACUUGCUCUUGUUUGACAAUAAACUGAGUGGAGGAAUCCCUUCUGAUAUGGGAAAAAUGAGGAAUCUUGAGAUUCUUAGAGCUGGUGGAAACAGAGAUAUCAAUGGAGAAAUCCCAUAUCAGAUCGGAAAUUGCAGAAAUCUAACCAUUUUGGGGUUGGCUGACACUAGAAUUUCAGGCCCUUUGCCUAAUUCUUUAGGCAAACUUGAAAAGCUUCAAACUUUAUCCAUUUACACCACCAUGAUCUCCGGCGAGAUUCCGCCGGAGCUAGGCAACUGUUCUGAGCUUGUCAACAUGUUUAUUUAUGAAAAUAGUCUCUCUGGUUCAAUACCAAAGGAGAUUGGUAAGCUGCAGAAGCUUGAGCAGCUGUUUCUAUGGCAGAAUGAGUUAGUUGGGACAAUCCCACCUGAAGUUGGUGACUGUUUUAGCUUGAAAAAGAUUGAUCUUUCUUUGAAUUUUCUUUCUGGGGCAAUUCCUUCAACAUUAGGAGGUCUUCCUUUCCUUGAGGAGUUCAUGAUUAGUAGCAAUAACGUGUCGGGUUCGAUCCCUUCGAAUCUUUCGAAUGCUACGAAUCUUUCGCAGUUGCAGCUUGAUAGCAAUGAGAUUUCUGGUUUGAUCCCUCCGGAGUUGGGGAUGUUAAGGAAUCUGAAUGUGUUCUUUGCCUGGCAGAAUCAGCUGGAAGGAAACAUUCCAUGGAGUUUGUCGAAUUGUUCAUAUCUUCAAGCUCUUGACUUGUCUCAUAAUUCAUUGACAGGCAGUGUUCCUCCUGGAUUGUUUCACCUCAAGAACUUGACUAAUCUUUUGUUGAUUUCAAAUGAUAUCUCUGGUACAUUGCCACCUGAUAUUGGUAACUGCAGCUCUCUUCUCCGAAUGCGGCUCGGGAACAAUCGGAUUACAGGGGAGAUCCCGGCGUCGAUCGGUGCGUUACGGAGCUUGAAUUUCCUUGAUUUGUCAGGAAAUCAUCUUACAGGAUCAUUGCCUGCUGAGAUUGGGAGCUGUGGAGCUUUGGAAAUGAUUGAUCUAAGCAGCAAUGAGCUGAAAGGCUCAUUGCCUGAAUCACUGUCUUCACUGUCGGAGCUUCAAGUGUUGGAUGUCUCAUCCAACAAUUUUGUUGGUCGGAUUCCAGCUAGCUUAGGACAGCUUGUUUCUUUGAAUAAGCUCAUUCUAGCUAGAAACUCUUUUUCAGGAACAAUUCCCACAUCGCUUAAACUCUGUUCAAAUCUCCAACUACUUGAUCUCAGCAGCAAUCAACUCACCGGGAACGUACCGGUCGAGUUGGGUUCGAUCGUAUCGCUCGAGAUCGCUCUCAACCUUAGCUGUAAUGAGCUGACUGGUUCAUUGCCUUUUGAAAUGUCUGGACUUAAUAAGCUGUCUGUUCUUGACCUUUCACAUAACAGUCUUGAAGGUGAUUUGAAACCGCUUGCAGGGCUUGACAAUCUUGUAUUGCUUAACAUUUCUUUCAAUGAAUUCAUUGGUUAUCUUCCGGACAACAAGCUUUUCAGACAGCUAUCACCGACCGACUUAGCUGGCAACGAUGGUCUCUGUUCGUCUCUUAAAGAUUCGUGUUUCGUAACGGAUUCAGAUAGAGAAGGACUUACGAGUGACGGUGAUGAUACAAUGAGAUCACGAAAGUUGAAGCUAGCCAUUGCAUUGCUUAUUGUCCUGACAUUUAUGAUGAUAGUAAUGGGGUUGAUUGCGGUGGUUCGAGCACGAAAGAUGAUUCGAGACGAGGAUUCGGAGAUGGGAGAUACUUGGCCUUGGCAAUUCAUACCAUUCCAAAAACUGAAUUUCUCUGUUGAGGAAGUGUUGAGGCUUCUUGUGGAUGGCAAUGUGAUCGGCAAAGGGUGUUCGGGGAUGGUUUAUCGAGCAGAAUUGGAUAACGGGGAAGUGAUUGCCGUGAAGAAGCUAUGGCCAACAAUGAUGGAAAUAGAUAAUAGCGACGAUAAAUGUCGAAUAAGGGAUUCGUUUUCGGCCGAGGUUAAAACUCUAGGCUCGAUACGUCACAAGAACAUCGUGAGGUUCUUGGGAUGUUGUUCGAAUCGAAACACGAGAUUGUUAAUGUACGAUUAUAUGCCGAAUGGUAGCUUGGGAAGUCUUUUACAUGAGAGAAAUGGGAAUGCUUUGGAAUGGGAUCUAAGAUACCAAAUCUUACUUGGUGCAGCACAAGGCCUUGCCUAUUUGCACCAUGAUUGUGUCCCUCCAAUUGUUCAUAGGGACAUUAAGGCCAAUAACAUUCUCAUCGGUCUCGAAUUCGAGGCCUAUAUCGCCGAUUUUGGUCUAGCCAAGCUUAUCGACAACGGAGAUUUCGGUAGGUCAUCCAACACAGUUGCGGGCUCUUAUGGAUACAUUGCUCCUGAAUAUGGUUACAUGAUGAAGAUAACCGAGAAGAGUGAUGUCUACAGCUACGGUGUUGUGAUAAUCGAAGUCUUAACAGGAAAACAACCGAUCGACCCAACGAUACCGGAUGGACUACACAUAGUGGAUUGGGUGAGAAGAAAGAGAGGGAACGAAGUCCUUGACCCGAGCUUGCAAUCGAGACCGGAGACAGAAAUAGAGGAGAUGAUGCAAGUUUUAGGCAUAGCGUUAUUGUGUGUAAACUCGACACCGGACGAGCGACCGACGAUGAAAGACGUGGAGGCGAUGCUGAAAGGAAUCAAACAUGAAAGAGAAGAGUAUGCAAAAGUUGAUAUGUUGCUCAAAGGUGGGGCCUCCCCUACAAAUGGAGGGCAAGAGAAGAACAACAAGAGCUCAAAUAAUGGCAAUGGAGUUGGAAUUGAAUCAUCUUCUUCAAAAUUGUCAACCAGAAGCUUACUCAACACAAGCUUUUCUGCUUCCUCGUUGAUCUAUUCAUCAUCAUCCUCUAAUGGCAGAGAUAGUUAAUUUUUUUUUUUUUUUUUUGGUUUGUAAAAAGAAGAUUGAAUGAUGCUGAAGCUAAAAGUUGGAAUCUCGUUUAUUCGUACGCUUCUUCGUCGAACAAAAAUUUGGUGUCAAUCAGACAUCAUAUGACACUCCACGUUGAUGUAUGAGUUUGUGUCAUUUUUACGUGUCUGGGUGUUAGAUUAAGUAUGUCUUAGAAUGUACUGUAGGUGGAGACAUGAUGUUGGUUCUCUGACACUCCUUGGCCUCGUGGCCUAAGUGAGCCACUCGUGAUGCAUAUAUGUGUCAUGAAGUGGGAGUGGGCAAGUAUUGCACGAUGAGGGUCUUGCACGUUUCACUUCGGGAAUGAAAUUUUAAUGACAGUGUUAGGUAACACGGGUGUGUCGACA